AAAUCGCGUUGCGUUCUACUCGCGUGCGGUACAUACAAUUUAUUCUCUCCAGCUUAAGUUGUUCGGAAAUUGGACCUUCAAGAAAAAUUCUUGCCUCUAGGCAUAGGUCUUCCAAUAAAAAAUUCAAAACUGAAAUUUAUUAUUUGUAUAGUUGUUUUUAUUGCGGGUAAUUUUUAAUAUUGUUAAUAAUAUGAAGCGUAAGAAAAUUCUGAAUUGGUUCUUGUGGUUUUUGUGUUUUAAUGAAAUAGCAAUUUACUGUUCGUGUUGGGCCUCUGAUAAUUCUGAAAGUUCCACACAUAUUAAUAAAUUUCAGAGUGCGCUGCAGCAACAGAACAUUGUCACAAUUUUGGGUUCCAUAGAAGAAAGAUUGCGAAAUCUAGAUAAUGUAUACUCCAUGCAACUAUCACAAAAUCUAGAAACUAAACUAGAUCAAUAUAACAGAAAACUGGAAAGUUUAGAUACGAAAAUUAUUAGAUUGGAGGCAUUGAUGAUGCUUAACUUGGGAAAAAUAUCUGAGAAUAUUAGUACUAAAAAUUUCAAAGACGAUUUGACCAAGACUGAUGUUUUCAGAAAAUUAGACUCGAUAUAUGAAGGAAUAAAUCAUAGGUUGAACUAUAUUGAGAGGAAGAUUGAUACCAGUUCUGUAAAACUUCAGGAAACGGUAGAAACUACUGGCAUACGUUUGGAAAAAAUGGAAAGAGAAGCGAUGAAACGCGAUUCUAACUUUGAAAAUGAGUUAUCCAUCACCAUUUCUGGUAUAAAGAAUCUAACAACAAAUUAUAAUAAUUUAGAAAAAAAAAUAGCAAAUGUAACAGAAGACAAUAUGAAUGUAUGUAAACACACUUACACUUUAUUAACGAAAUAUAAUAUUGAAAACAGAAAAUCUAUGAAUAAAUUACACGACAAUAUUAUUGGAAAUCUUCAAUAUGUCGAUAACAAAACUAGUCAACAUGUCAAAAUAUCUGAAGAUACGAACACGUUACUCAAGCAAAUAAGGGUGGAUUUAAAAGAAGAUUUUAACAAUUAUGCAAAUAAAGUUGCUGAUAUGAAUUACGAUACUGAAGAUGGUAUAAAAGGCAUAACAUCAGUGGUCAACGCUACAAAAAUAGAAUUACAAAACGGUUUGCGAUCUUUAAUGAUACAAGUUGGAAAAAUAACUCCUAAAAUCAAUGAAUUCAAUACAGGUACUGAUUAUCAAGAAUUGGAAAAAAAACUAUCAGCAAACUUUGAAAAGAUUCUAACAAAUCAAGAUGUAUUUUUGGAAAGCUGUCACAGGCUACAAAUGGACGAGUCUCAAAUAGAAUCAGAAAUCAGCGUCAUGUUGAAUAAACUCAUUGACAUGUUAGAAAAGAAGUUAGCUACUGAAACGAAGGAUAUUAAAAAUUUUGAAAAGAAUCUGAAAAACCAUGAUAGCAGAAUAAACAGGAACUUAUUGCAAGCAAAUGAGAAUAUAAUAUCUCUUUUUGAGAAAUCCACAGCCAACAGUCAAAUGCUGCUGAAAGAUAUAAGAAAAAUUGGGAAUGAUUUAAAUAUAUUAUCUACUUUAGUUCAAAGUACUGUUAAUGAUGGCUCAGCAACUGUAUCUGCAACAACAACUAAGAUAAUACUAGAUAAACUAAUAUUUUUGGAAAAAUCAACAAAAGAGAUACAGUACAGUGUUUCUAAUAAAAGGGCAGAAAAUGUAUCCAAUCACCAAAUAUAUAAAGAGUUACAGAAAUCAUUCAAAUCAAUAAUAACUACUAUUCAAAAACUUGAAAAUUAUACAAUAGGGUCAUGUGUACAUCAAAAUAAUUUACAUGAUAUGUUUGGAAACAAUUCACAAAAAAAUGUUGAACCAUUAAACUCUUUUGUGCCUGAACAUCCAACUGAUCUUCAAAAUAAUGAAACAGUACGUGAGCUAAUUGCAAGUAUAUUUGGUGAAAAUCCAAAUAGAACCAAUCAAAAACAGAAAAAGAACUGUAAUCAAAAUAUCAAAAAUUUAAUAGAUAUUAGAGCACAUAUAGAAGACUGUUCCGAAAACUCACAAGAUUCUACAAAAGAGAAGAAAAAGAAAUAUGACAUUGAUAUAAGAGGAGAUAUAACUGACAAUGGCAAAGAUGCAACUACAACUGAAGAAGGAAUAAUUUCCACGACCGAGAAAAGUAUUACUGCAACUAUAGAAGAAACAACACAACUGAAUAAUAUUGAAACAACUACCUAAGAUUAAGAAGGUGAUAGGAUUAGUUAUAUAGCUUAGUUUAUAACAAAUCUGAAAUUGUUUUAAGCAUUAUAUUACUUAUUAAUUUACAGCAAAAAUUGAAUACUUUAAUAUAUAGUGAAAUUAUAGCUUCUCCUAAAAAGUUAAUUCAUCUUACCUGCAAGUGUAUAUAACUAUUAUUAUAUUCUCUUACUAUUAUUUUUGUUAAGUUUACACUAACAGAUAUUUAUAAUAAACAGUAUUAUGGA
This is a messenger RNA of Diorhabda carinulata, 2445 nucleotides long. RefSeq lists its product as uncharacterized. The transcript is spliced from 8 exons. The record is from RefSeq and is a predicted model, not a curated record. The coding region runs from base 191 to 2200 and encodes 669 amino acids. Lineage: Eukaryota; Metazoa; Arthropoda; Insecta; Coleoptera; Chrysomelidae.